Alligator sinensis (Chinese alligator) is the source of this 8881-nucleotide messenger RNA. RefSeq names its product centrosomal protein 97 (gene CEP97). Bases 1086 to 3626 code for a protein of 846 amino acids. The record is from RefSeq and is a predicted model, not a curated record. The transcript is spliced from 13 exons. Gene Ontology annotation, molecular function: protein binding. Lineage: Eukaryota; Metazoa; Chordata; Crocodylia; Alligatoridae.
GCGCGGGGCCGGCGCGCUAGCCUGGUGCUCGCACUACGCGUCCCGACAGCCUUUGCGCUUCUCCCCCCGUGCCCAGGCCUUGCCUGACCUCUCCGUCCCGUCCCGCGCCUGCCCUGCUCUCCUUGCCCAGGUGCAGCGGCAGCUGCUGCGCAGGUUGUUCUGCGGGUUUCGGGGAGCUGCGUUCUUCCUGACCCCCACCUCAGCACGGCCAGGAAGCGCCCUCUGUUUUUAAGUCCUAGCAGCAGCACGGGCACAGCCCAGUCGUGGCUGGGGGCAGCGUCUGGCUGGGGCUGGGGAUACACCUCUCCAUCUCCGUCCCCUGCACUCUCUUCUGUUUGGCCUGAUGUCUUGUCAAGCGGUCAGGUCUGGUAGUUAACUGGUCAGGACAAGGGCUACAAAAGCUGGGUCCAAUAUUACCGUGCGAUGCUGAUACUCACACUCUGAUUCUGGAUAAAAACCAAAUAAUUAAAUUGGAGCAUUUGGAGAAAUGCAGAAACCUGAUGCAGCUGUAAAAUCUGGAAAUAAAUGAUCACAAAUUGGAGCAGUACCCACAAAUUCAUGGCAAUGCAUCUGAGGAAUAUGUAAUAUAAAAUGAAAGCCCAGGCAGUUUGCUGUGUACAUUAACUUCCAGGCUACAAGAUAUCCUUUUUUACUUAUUUACUAACAUGAUAUUUAGCAUAUGGUAUAAAAUACAGUAUGUAAUAUAAAAUUAUUAUUAAUAUAUAUUUGAGUUAAAGGGGGAAAAGAAAUGUAAAUGGGGUAAAACAAGUAGCAAAAAUGUUUAAUGUAAAAUUAGAAAGUUCUAAAUUCCCUUCCUGAUGUCCUGAGUUAUUUAGGCUUGAUCUUGCAAGCAUAUUUAACUUUGACAUUAGAAAUAAUUUCAUUGAAAUAGAUGGGCUUAUGCUUGUUAGUUAAGUUAAGCACACACGUAAACUUUUGCAGGAUGAGGGGGUUGGUCCUUACAGGAUCUGUCUAACACAGUGGUGCUCAGUGUUUUAGAACAGUGGUUCUCAAUCUUAUUGUACCAGGACUCAUUUGUAAACAUUGAUGGCCAGUGAACCCAGUGAGCAGUGUGGAGCCUGGACAUGCGAUGCACAGCCUAUGGUACCCCAAGCCCCUGCCUUCUGCCGCUGACAGCAGGGCUGUUAAUAACUGUCUCUCCCAGUCCAGAUCUGCUCUGGGCAGCAGUGGUGGCAGUUCCUGGGACAUGGGAUGGAAUGCUGCUGUCAGUGGCCAAUAAUCGGCUGGUACGAAUGAUGGGUGUAGCAAAACUUACUCAGCUCCAGGUACUAAAUCUGCCUCACAAUAGCAUUGGUUACGUGGAGGGCUUAAAGGAUCUGGUGCACCUGGAAUGGCUAAACCUGGCAGGAAAUAACCUGAAGAUGACAGAUCAGAUCAACAGCUGCGCAUCUCUUCAACAUCUUGAUCUAUCAGAUAAUAAUAUAUCUCAAAUAGGAGAUCUCUCCAAGCUUACAUCUCUAAAGACUCUUCUGCUCCAUGGAAAUAUUAUAACUUCUCUUCGCACAGCCCCUGUUUGCCUACCUCAAAGUCUGACCAUUCUUUCAUUGGCAGAAAAUGAAAUCAGGGACUUAAAUGAGAUUUCUUUCUUGGCUUCUCUUCCUCAAUUGGAGCAGUUGUCAAUUAUGAGCAACCCUUGUGUGAUGGCUACGCCUUCUAUUCCUGGAUUUGACUAUCGACCCUAUAUUGUCAGCUGGUGUUUGAACCUUAAAGUUCUAGAUGGAUAUGUGAUUUCUCAGAAAGAAAGUUUGAAAGCAGAAUGGCUUUAUAGUCAAGGUAAAGGGCGAUCAUAUCGACCUGGGCAGCACAUUCAGUUAGUUCAGUACCUUGCCACUGUUUGUCCUCUUAUUUCUUCGUAUGGUCUCCAGACUGAAGAGGAUGCCAAACUGGAAAAAAUACUAAGUAAGCAGAGGCUCCACCAGAGGCAACUGAUGUACCAAAGCCAAAAUGAAGGACCAAUUACAUCCUCUACUCCCAACAAAGGGGUGUCACUUGUGUGUGAACAAAGCAGUCCCGCCCUGGGGCCACAGAUAGUCCUUGAAAGUGAACCUGUUAUCCAAAUGAAUUCUUGGGUUGGGCCAAGCACCAAUGAUGAUCACUCUUACGCAGCAAAGAAUGCCUUUCCAGUUGAAAGAAGUUGUCGCAAAGAGCUGUACCUGGAAGAUAUACAGACUGAUGAAGACAAACUGAACAGCAGUCUUCUCUCCUCCGAGUCUACUUUUAUGCCUGUUGCUUCAGGAUUGUCUCCUGUAUCUCCAACUACAGAACUGAGACUACAUGGAAUCACUUCAGACAUGGAAGAUGAUGAUGCUACAGUGAUUGAAUUUGUGAAAGAAGUUAAUAAGGAGAGUGCAGAUAACAAACAAGAAAAGAUUUCUUGGGUUACAAUAGAGUGCUCCAUCAAAGCAACAGAAUCUGUAGAAGCUCAAGAGAAAAAUAAAGAGGCUGAAUUAUUACCUUUCCUUAAUCCAGCAACAGUUGCUGCUGAUCUGACUGCUAGUACUAGCUGCUCUCUAGCCUCCUGUGUAGACCAAGUUCUCGGGAGUUACUCUAUCCCAUCAGUGAAUGAUGAACAAACUCUUCUUUCAGACCACACUGUAAAGAGAGAUUCUAUUGAUGAAUUGGCUUCUGUGGACCAUGAUGCAGGUGAAUUGCAAAAACUGAACAAAGCAGCCACCAAGCUUCAGGCCUGCUGGAGAGGAUUUUAUGCAAGGAACUACCAUCCCAAAGCCAAGGAAGUGCGUUAUGAAAUUCGCCUAAGCAGAAUGCAAGAGCACAUUGUUUGCUUAACUAAUGAAGUAGCAAAACUAAUAAGAGAGAGAGAUGAAGAAAAGAUUCAAAGACUUGUACAAGAGGAGGCCAUCAGCUACCUUUGGGACCAGGUUCAAUCACUUCAACAGUGGCAACUUACAAUGAACCAAAAUCUUAAUACAAUCUGGCAGCAUCCUGUUCCUAUAUCAAGUACUUUGAAUUCAUCCAACCUACCUGUUCAGUCAUCUGAUCUCUUUAAAGAACCUUCUCCUGAUGUUAGUUCUACCUGUUCGGCUUCAGUAGUUGAAACUAUUCUGGAGAAAUUUUUACCAGAGUUCCCAGACUCUGGCUUUCAUUCCUCCAUGAUUGAUCAAACCCACAUUAGUGAUUUACAUGGCUCUGAAAAUAGUUUUACACAUGGGAGUGACAGUUUUCCUGUGGAAAAUUCUAUAGAAACUGUCAAACAUUUUGGGGAUUCUGUUUCAGAAGGUCCUUCCAAUGCAGAAGAUGCUCUGGUAGACUAUGGAGAUCAGAGUAAGGAGAGCUCUAACAGCGAGCAAGACAGUAGUCUUUUGCAGCAGUAUCUGACAUCUGUUCAGCAGCUAGAAGAGGAUGAUGACAGGACAUGUUGCAGUGAUGGGACAGAAGGAAGUAGGCCCCAGACAGCAGCUUCAGAGGAAAAACAAGAUUCUUUAUCUGACACAGUUUCUGUGGACACUCAAGACUUAAGUUCACUUGCACAAGAUGAAAUGAGUCAGAUGCCAGAAAGCUGUAAAUUGAAUUCAGGAGUAGUGGAAGCAAAACAAACAGAGUGUGACUCUUCAUUUCAGGUGCUGCCUGUUAGCAUACCUGUCUAGUAGUUGAGCUCUGUGGAAAUUUAGGGAACCUAUUUAACACCUCUCUUCCCCCCAUUUAUACAGCACUGGCAUUCUUUUUUCCACAUGUAUUUUGUUCUAGAUUCCUCUGCCCAUGUUACCAGGAAGGCUUAACUUUAAAUAGCAUUUUGCUACUCUUAUAGUUGAAUAUUAACACUAACCGUGCUAAACUGAAAUGAGCAAGUUCUCAGUGAUGGUCAUUAUGCACUUUAUUUCUUGCCAGCUGAAUUGUAUCUGAGCAACUGGUUUCCAUAGCGUAAUACAGAAGAUUAUGGGGUUUUUUCCUAUAUGUAAAAUAGCUCAGAUUUAGUAAGACUUUACUUUUCCUUGACGACAGAAUUUGAGUUCUCACUCUACAAAAAUAGCAUGAAUUGAAGAGUUGGGAAGAAUGAAGAUUAUGUGCAUACAUACCAGUGUCAACUCACAGAAGAGAUGACAAUAGGGGUUGCUUAAUAGAUUUUUUUCUCUUUAUCUUGGAAUAAGAAUCUUGGCCAAGAUUUCAAACAACUAGGGCUUUGAAACUUGGGUUUUUAAAUCAGUGGCAUUAAUUUUUCGUUUUUCUCCUUUAACUGAAGCUCUGCAGUUUUUUCAAAGCAGGCCACUUAUGUAGGGGUUUAAACAUGGACUAAGGGGACUUGAACAUUAGCAAUCUACUUUUAUUUGAAAAAAAAGUGUUGAGUUUUUUGUCUCCAAUAUGGUGCAAGCUACUUGUUCUUUCUCAGGUAAAACUGGAGUUUCUCAGCUGGAGUCAGUGAAAGUCUUUUCUAAAAAUAAGGGCUUCAAAAGGACAUACAAGAUGAGAACAGUUUCUGAGGGAUCCCUACUUCUCUGGUUGAAGUGGGAAGCUUGAUGAUUUGUGUAAAGGUAUUGGUCUCUACAAAAAAAAUCUCUCUGUCAUAUGCAGGUACUUCAGAACAUGCAUGAAUCUCAGGAUAUUAAUUAGUGUGAUGGGCCACAAGCCCUUGUCUACGUGUAAACAUUAGGAGGAAAAUCCAGAAGUGGUUCCCUCCACUUAGAUUGCACGUAAGGUAGCAUUUAGUGUGUGAUGACCUCAGUCGGUUUUGGAUACUAAUUGUGGGCCUGUAUGCCUCCCAGUGGAUGAAUGUGCAAAGCUAAUUUUGUUAUGUUCUCCAUUUAAAUUCUGGGCAAGCAGUGAUAAAAGAUGAAUUAUUAAUGGUGUUUGUAUUUUCCCUAUUCAUCAUGUUCUGCACUGUUCUGGGAAAGAAAGGAGCACUCAGUAUGCCACAAAAGUAGCAAGGAGAAAUUAUUUUGCUAUAGAGUUGAGAGAAGAUGUUAGUAAAAUAACUGUCAAGUAACCUGCUAUAAGGCUCACCAUCAAGUUCAUUACUGUUGCAUUUCUCAGUAUCCAAAACCAAUGCUGCAACCAUUUUCAUGUGUGGAUGUCUCUGAGGUCAGCUGCACUCAUCUCAUGAAUAGAUACAGAUUUUAACUUUUGGCACUACUUUGUUGCAAAAUAGCACCAUUGCAUCUUUCAAUUUAAAGGGACUUUUCCAAACAUACUAACCUUACAAAAUAUAACUAUACCCUGGAUUUUCAGCACCUCGAUUCCUAGUCUGUUUCAGUUCCUAACGUGGAAUUCAACUCUGUGCAAAGUUGGCAAAGCCCAAGGCAUCAUUUGAGCCCUCAACAUAGAGCUUAAAUGGGACUUAAGUGAUAUAUUAAUGUUGGACUAGUUGACUGCAAAGGGGUGAAGUUACCUUUGAAGAAUAAAAUUUACCUUUGUAUAUAGUACAACCCUUCAUUUUCCCAAAAGACUGGAGGAGGAUGUUAUUGGAUAAUCAAAGGACUUUUUUGUUUUAAUCGAACAGUUAUGGCACUUGAAUAAUUACUAUAUUUAGACAAUGUGAGGCUGUAGCAUGUGAAGAAUUUGUCUUUCCAUCUAAUUCUAGUUUUAAAACAGAUCUAUGACAUAAUUAGUUUGGCAUUCAGAUCUUUAGCUCUAACAAGAUAAAACCUUCAUUUUCCAUUUACGUUGCUAGAUAUUAUGGAAUCUCUGAACUUUAUGGGACUGGCCCUUUAGAGGGUUAAUAAUUUUGUAUCAAUCAAGUUCCACAAGAUUGAGUUUGUAUAAUUAAGGGUGAGAAGAUUUGUCUGCUGCGUACAGUACAGUUGCCAAAUCUUAGAAGGAAUGUAGAAUUGGUGAUUGGGUACAUGAAGCAAUGAGUUUCCUCUCUAGUGACCUGCAUAUCAGUUUAGUGUGUUGUCAUGUUGGAAAAAUAAUUAACAGUUCUGUUAAUCUCUUUGGCUCAAGAAAGUAUCACUUCCUGACCAGUUUAAUUCUCAAAGGCACCAUAAAUAUUUUGCAUUUAAGUAUCUCAUGUACUGCCAGUAUCUAAACUGAGAAAGUGGUCCCCUACAAUUGCCAAAAUGUGAUAUCUUUGUGAAACUAAUUUUCUAUGGAAACCCCUGUAAUGAUGAAACUUGCAAACAGAUAUGCAUGAUGAUUUAUUUUAACCAAUGCUUCUGUCAGCUGUGAAAAAUUAGCAAAAUAGAUACCAACAUAUUAUUCAGCUUUAUCUUGAUACUUUUAAAAGCUUUGAAGUUUGAAAAAAGCCUUUUCUGUUCUUGUGCAGUGCAUUUGCAUGUGUAGAAGGUAAAUUGCCUAAAUUGAACAUAUAAAAAUCCCAUUGAGAGGUGAAAAUUGUGUUAACUAUAGCUUUUCCAGGGUUAAAAGCAAUUAGUUUGUACAUACGCAGAAAAAGUAUUAUGUUGACCCUGAGUUAAAGAGCAUUGUAGAAAACAAGAGACAAUGAAAGAUAAAUUUGAAAAAUAGCAAAAGGAAGCCCCUUGAUGUGUGCUAAAAAUAGCUCGUUUGAGCCCUUACUGGCUUGUCAAAGAAGCAGUUUUCGUGCUGGUUUCAUAAUUUAAUUUGUGAAUUAACAUUGACUUCUUUUUUUCUGGCAUGAACUUUUAACAAUGUAAUUAAGUCAGAUUCUUGUCUUUUCUAUGUAUUCAUGCCAACAAACAGCAAUGAAUGGAAACUACACACUGGAAUAAGAAGGCAAGAUUUGGCCUGUAACUUGCAUGAUCUCCACAUAUACAGUUUUUCCUUUAUUCUCAUGAUACGUUUAGCUCUUUUUUGGUCCAUAGAAAAAUGUGUUUUUUGUGGCAAUGAUUUUCUUUGUAUUCGUUUUUUAAAAAAUCCACAUUGACUAUAGAUUGGAGGGUACUGCAUUUUUGUACAUCUUAUUUUCUCUUCAUAGGUGGUACCUCCAGUUCUUAAUUACAAUCCGUGAUGGUUUGGUUUCCUUCAGCCAUGCUUAUGUUUUAAUAUCGAGGCAAUCUCUGUCAUAAUCAGGAGUAGAGCUCAUUUUAAUUUCAACUGUGUUGUGUUUAAUUUCCAGUGUGUUAUAAUAUUUGGUAAACUGAAUGGUUCAGGUGAUACUUUGAGAAAAUGGGACUGGAAUACUGGCUUGAAAGGAAGCCUAUUUACACAUCUCUAUUUUAAAAGUAUAUAAGCACCCACAAAGAGGACAGUCGAUUUUAUAUGUUAAGUAAUGUCUUCCUUUAGGGGAAAAAACAUGGGAAGGUUUUCCUAUUGGUGAUCGUGGAUAAAUUGUGACUUCUAUAUAAAAAUAAUUUAAGGUGGCAGAAAUAGCAUUUCUAGGUUCCUUUCAUAUCCAAAACUGUCAGCACAGUUAGUUCUGGAUAGUUAAUGAAAGUGGAAUUUCUAGUUCCAGAAGCUUCUGAAUGACUAUUAAUCUAUCUUGGUUCUGUUUUGUUAAGUAGACAGAGGAUGAGUGCUAGUAGGAUGGCAUGGAGCGUCAACCUCACUGUUGCCACUGAUUUAAAGGAGAUAGGUUCAGAUUGAUACUCACUAGUUCUCAAAAAAUAUUUAAGGUAGAUUAUCAUAUUUACAGAUAUGCUUUCACUACAGUGCAAGAUUGCAAGUUUGAUGUACUCAUUGAAAAACACAAGUAUCCUUUAGCAAAUAGGUGGGAGGACUCUUGAUAAACUAAAUGGCACAAGUGUAGCAGAACUUUUUAUUUAUAGAUUUUUUUUUUAUAAGGCCCUACAACGUGCAUGCUACAACUAAAAUACAAAUGCACUUAGCAGUUUGUCUGCCUGUAUAUAAACAAGCUUGUUUUUUCCCUAAAUAAUGUGGAAUGCCCUUAAGCUUGCAUUUGAUUUUUUUUUUUUUAAUAUUAUAGUGUAUUUACAUUUUUAUGAUCUUCUUGUAGAUAUUGUCUGCAGAAUUCCAAGCCUUAUUUCUAGUUGUGAAAUGUUGUUUGAGGAACUUGCCAAAUCCAAGAAAUGAAAGAUUCUUUCCUCUAAGUCUGCCUUAGUUUAUUGAAGGGGUAAUGUAUCAAGCACACUUACCUCAUUCAUGAGAAGGCAGAAUGGAGAUUUCCUGAAUCAAAAUGUAAUAUAAAACUGAUCACUUUCUCUGCUUUUAAAAAGUGGAAAGGAGAACUUUUUCCCUAUUCUGUAAUAUGUUUUUCGUCUUGUGGACUGUGCCACCCAAUAUAGAAAAUGUCAAGUCCAGUGAAACCUUUCAAAAAGUUUCCCUCUAGAACGAUAAAUCGUUUCCCUAAUGUGGUGUUCUAAAAACUGUUUUGCAAAGAAUCCUUUCUGGCCUCCUCUGCCUUGAUAGACUAGCAAAUCUUGGCUAUCUUAAAAGUUUGCUUCUCUUCAACAAACACAAAAUCCUUAAGUCUCACAAAAAACUCUGUAUUAGUAUUAAAGGGCAGGUGUUUUAACUGUAUAAGUGCCAUCCUAAAACUUACCAGAGUAAUAGUCACAAUCCUGUAUUUCUCUUGUACCAAAAGUUGUUGUGGAUGCCAGGUGGUAUUCUGGAUACGUAAUGAAUGCAGAAUGUCUAGCUCUAGGAGCUUCAGAAUGAUAUUUAAUCUAUCUUGGUGCUGUUUGGUAAGCAAAAGUGAUAAGGAAACCACUUUUACAGCUACCUGAAAUGUAUAACUACAUUGGGCCAAAUUUACCCUUAGUGUAAUUCCAGUGAAGUAAAUUUUGUUAUGUUUUGAGGCCUCUUUCAUAGUAGUAUUCUACCUCCUAAACUAAAGUCUUAAGGAAAGAACAAUUAGGCCUUGAUUUGUCUUUAUACUUCUCACCAUUUUCUGUGAAGAAUGGUGGGUGGGUAAACUGGUACAGUUCAUAUAUUUUCUAUGAGUGUUUACAUUUAUGAAGUUAUUGGUUCUUAUAUAGAUUUUGUUUGUACCUCUGAGUUUUGAAUUUUAAAUAAAUUAUUUGUACACUUA